This is a messenger RNA of Limulus polyphemus (Atlantic horseshoe crab), 2533 nucleotides long. Its product is annotated as octopamine receptor beta-2R-like. Gene Ontology annotation, molecular function: octopamine receptor activity. Gene Ontology annotation, biological process: adenylate cyclase-activating adrenergic receptor signaling pathway. The record is from RefSeq and is a predicted model, not a curated record. Lineage: Eukaryota; Metazoa; Arthropoda; Merostomata; Xiphosura; Limulidae. Gene Ontology annotation, cellular component: membrane. The coding region runs from base 116 to 1354 and encodes 412 amino acids. The transcript is spliced from 2 exons.
GUCGAUGAUAACAGACUGUUAUCUUCUGAGCUACAGCUUUUAUAUAAGUUCGUUGAAAGAUGGUAUUCAAAUAACCAAUCUGUUUCACAACAACUUGAUCUCGCAUGAAUAGACAAUGACAGCUUUUGAACAGGAACAAUCGCUUGGAAUACACAAUAAUAAUUCUUAUCAUGAUAAGGGCGAGAGUGAUCGAAGCAAUGAAACUUUACUUUUGGAGGAACAGUCUUGGGAGACAAUGGCUACCGUGGUACCAAAAUCCCUGGCUAUGUGUACUAUCAUGGUGUGUGCUGUCUUCGGGAAUUUGUUGGUUAUUGUAAGUGUUUUCCGACACCGUCGACUCCAUGUUACUACCAACUAUUUUAUUGUAUCAUUAGCUUUUGCUGACACGUUGGUAGCUUUAUUCGCCAUGACAUUUAACGCUAGUAUGACAAUGGCCGGGAAAUGGAUCUUCAAUCAGACCACAUGCGACCUGUGGAACUCCUGUGAUGUCCUUUUCUCUACAGCAUCAAUAAUGCAUCUUUGUUGUAUUAGUGUAGAUAGAUACUACGCCAUUAUAAAACCAUUACAGUACCCACUUAAAAUGACCACUGUCAGAGUUUCUAUUAUGCUCACUUCCGUGUGGGUAUCUGCAGGAUUGAUUUCUUUUAUUCCAAUAUUUCUGGGCUGGUACACGACAACAGAACACCUGAAGUUUCGAGAGUUGAACCCAGAAUCUUGUGAGUUUAUUGUUAACAAACCAUAUGCUAUAAUUUCAUCUAGUGUAUCCUUUUGGAUACCUUGCUUAAUCAUGGUAUUCACUUACUGGAAGAUCUAUAUGGAAGCCACACGACAGGAGAAAAUGAUCUACAAAGCGCAAACAGGCCUUGGACCUCCAAAUAGUGCCCGAAACAGCACUGAUACAACUGCCCGCAGUAGCAGUGACCAGACAGCUUCAACAAACUUACUGGCACCUCCACCACAUCGGACUUCAUGUGUUGAUGACUCCGAAAGUGGACGUUCGACUCCCACAAAGCGAGCAAUAAACAAGAUGAAACGCGAGCAUAAAGCAGCCAAGACUUUAGGAAUCAUCAUGGGAGCUUUCAUUCUUUGCUGGUUACCUUUUUUUCUCUGGUAUGUGUCGGUAACAUUGUGUGGUGACAGCUGCUAUACCCCAGAAAUUCUAGUGGAUACCCUGUUCUGGAUUGGAUACUUCAAUUCUGGACUCAAUCCUAUCAUUUAUGCCUACUUUAAUAAGGAAUUUCGAGAAGCUUUUAAGGAAACACUUCAGUCCAUUUAUUGUAAAUGCCAUUGGCCAAAGUGGCAGGUCAUUCACAGACAAACCAAUGUUUGUAACAUUGAAUGUACUCAUGUAUGAAAGUAACGCUAGUCAAUAUUUGAAGACCAUCGGAAAAGCAAUAGUUCUCUAUAAAAAUAUAUAUAAGUUUGUGUGCAGAAAAUAUACAUUUUACCUACGCUUCGCUCUUUUUUCUCAGUUCGCUUUACAAAUUACGAUACUAGAAUGUUUAGUUAAAGACAGUUCGCAAUUACAAAAACGGAUGAACAACCCGAGAGCGACAUUCAAGAGAAAUAGCAUGAAAAGGAGAUGGCUGAUGGCAUAAUAUAUAUAAAAAAAAAGAUUAAUUCAUAUAGAAAAGGGAAGAGAUCCGUUUUUUGACUGUCCCUUCCAGGUGUUCCGUUUAGAGAGCUUCUCCAAGGGAUUCAUGAGAACAGAAUCUCUUUACUAUGAUAUCAGGAUUUUGUCGUGGUUUUCGAAUUAGUUCUUUAGCAUCAAAGUCAAAACCUAUUCAAUGAAAACGAAACAUGCAGUUAUAUUAUCUUUAUUUGUUAUUUUUUUAGUGGAAUUGCUUCGAUUUUGUUUAUAUUGUAUUCAUACAUAAAAAUCGUUUAAUGUAUUGGCAAAAUUCAUUCAUUCAUUUUACUUUGUUUCGUACACAUGUUAAAUGUGAUUUAAACACCUUGACAGAGAAUUAUUACCUUUAGUAUUCAUUAUUUUCAACUAUGAUCUCAAUUAUUAUUAUAUGUAAAUUCUUUUGUGAUAAUAUGUAUGUAAUGACGACUGUAUGGUAUAUAUUUUAAAAUCUAUUGUUAUAUGUAAGGUUGGUGUUUUCUUCAUUUUUAUUUUUGUUCUGUUGUUUCGUUACUUACGUUUGAUCAUUUACUGGAAUACGAGUUCUUCAUCAAAAUAACUGAGCCAGGACAAGUCAAAGACCUGUCUUUAAGCAGCUAAAUUUAAAAAUGUGAUAGGGAAUUAUAAUUUCCCCGUUAAAUGUCCUGGUACCGAAAACUAAUAAAAACUGUUUGUUUCCUUGUUAAGCGCAGAGUAUACAAAGGCCAACAGAACUGUGCUCUCCGUAGGUAUCGAACCUCGAUUUUUAGUUUAAUAAAGACAAUUUAAGCAUUAACACAUUCUUAAUGUUUUUCUCCUAUAUUGUAAGAAAUUAAUAUUUUCUCUCUAAUGGUUACCUCAUUUUUUGAAUAUUAAACAAAUCCAUCUAAUUAUUGUGUAGUGUGGACCAGAAAAAUACGUAAUAAA